UGACCCUAAUCAAGAAUUGACACCUUUCGACCACAAAAUGAUCCCGACUUCAGAGCCUUCGCGCGACGACCCCGCCCGCGCCUCCGAGCUUGAUGCAGUCGUCACUGCUGCACCUACACCUUCCCCUGGGUCUCGUCAACCCCGUAGAAGAAAUUCGCUGCUGCGUGCGAAGCGCCCAGCGCGUGAGCGCCAGAAGAAAGCACGCUUAGAGCUGCUGCAUUCCAUGACCAAAGAGGAACGUCGAGAAUUCUUGAUACAAGAAACUGCGGAGAAGGAGGAAGCUCUACAGCGUCUGCAGCGAGCGGCUGCAGCGGAUAGCUCCAGUCAGCGCAUCGCUAUCGAUUUGAGUUUCGACAGCAUCAUGAACGACAAGGAAAUUCGAAGUCUCGCCAAUCAACUGAAGCUCAGCUACGGAUCGAUCAAGCAGAUGCCAGAGCCGUUCCAACUGGUUUUCUGCAACCCCAGCGAGGAACUGGAACACUCGCUCGAACGUUUUGGCGCCAGCAAUUGGUUCAUCCAAUGGCGGCGUGGCGCUGUAAGCGUUGCAAAGCACUUUUCGCCGGAGGAACUCGUAUAUUUAUCACCCGACUCACCGAAUGUGCUUGAGCAAAUGGACCCCACGAAGAUCUACGUGAUUGGCGGCAUUGUGGACAAGUCUCGCAAAAAGGGGGCAUCGCUUAACGCAGCAACCGAAGCAGGCAUUACGACUGUCCGUCUACCGAUUCAGGAACAUUUCACGGAAAGGCUGGACCAUAUUUUAAACGUUAACACAGUUGUUGACGUGCUGAUCAACUUUCGAGAGCUCGGUGACUGGCCGCGGGCGUUGGAUAUUGCUUUACCGCAGCGCAAACGGAGCAACAUUGGCCGCAAGGCAAUUCGUCGACGGCAGAAACAGCAAAUGCUGCAGACCACUUGUGCAGAAACCCAAUCAAAGGGUAGCGCUUGCAACGUCAAGCAGCACUUGCCCAAUUUCAACUCAACAGAACCGCCCGAAUCAGAGCUAUCUCCUAUAGAGGACUUGAGUCUGUGGCUAGAUCUGGACUAG
Molecule: messenger RNA, 1045 nt
Organism: Phytophthora nicotianae INRA-310
Lineage: Eukaryota; Oomycota; Peronosporomycetes; Peronosporales; Peronosporaceae
Exons: 4
Coding region: 38-1045 (335 amino acids)
Biological process (GO): tRNA N1-guanine methylation
Cellular component (GO): nucleus
Molecular function (GO): tRNA binding
Source: RefSeq, a predicted model, not a curated record